Molecule: messenger RNA, 982 nt
Organism: Scatophagus argus
Lineage: Eukaryota; Metazoa; Chordata; Actinopteri; Scatophagidae
Product: voltage-dependent calcium channel gamma-1 subunit-like
Exons: 4
Coding region: 296-982 (228 amino acids)
Biological process (GO): regulation of calcium ion transmembrane transport via high voltage-gated calcium channel; calcium ion transmembrane transport
Cellular component (GO): L-type voltage-gated calcium channel complex; membrane
Molecular function (GO): calcium channel regulator activity; voltage-gated calcium channel activity
Source: RefSeq, a predicted model, not a curated record
AAGGCAGAGAAAGAGAAAGAAAGAGCUGUGGACAGGAGAGAAGGAGACAGGAGAGGACCUCAGAAGUGUAGUGAAGCUGUAGACAAGAAGAGGGGACCUCUGGAGUCAACACCCGACGUCAAGGAGCCGAAGACAAACAGGACGAAGGCAAUCUUCACUGUCUUGCGCAGUCUUUGCAUCACACACACUCUAUCUAUACACACUCGCAUUUCAUUCACUCGUGUCACACACGUGCAAACCACAGGCACGCGCACGCACACACCUCCACAACUUGGCACGCACAUCCAGCAUCAACAUGUUUGAGGAGCAGGCGACCAAGGUCAAGAUCACAUCUGUGGUCAUCUUGGUGGGCAUGUCGUCCAUGCUGGCGGCUGUGGUGACCGACCACUGGGCCGUGCUCAGCCCCCGGGUGGAGAAGCUCAAUGCUACCUGUGAGGCAGCCCACUUUGGCCUCUGGAGGCUCUGCAAGAAGAGCAUCUUCAUUGUGGAGGAGGACCCUCAGGGCAAAGGCUGCGGCCCCAUCAGCUUACCUGGAGCAAAAAACUGUUCCUACUUCAAACACUUUACCUCGGGGGAAGAAGCUGAAGUUUUUGAAGUCAAGACACAAAAAGAGUACAAUAUCUCAGCUGCAGCCAUUGCCAUCUUCAGUCUGUUCUUCAUGAUCCUGGGCACCCUCUGUGUCAUCUUCUCUUUUGGGAAGGGGCGGGACUACUUGCUCCGGCCUGCUGGGAUGUUCUUUGCCUUUGCAGGCCUUUGCAUCAUCAUUUCUGUUGAGGUAAUGCGCCAGUCCGUCAGGCGCAUGAUUGACAGUGAUGAAACCAUCUGGAUUGAAUACUACUACUCUUGGUCCUUUACGUGCGCCUGCGCCUCCUUCACCCUGCUCAUCCUCAGUGGGGUCGCCCUGCUUCUCAUCUCCAUGCCCCAUAUGCCACGUAACCCCUGGGAGACCUGCAUGGACGCUGAGCCUGACAGCUUAGAUUAG